AGAGCACCUGUAUCAAAGAGAUGUUCAGCCGAGACUUUUGAAUCUCUCCUGAGUUUGAUAGUCAAAGAGCAGACCUUUGUCCUCUGCCUAGGAAGCGGAGUUUCUCUUCCCCUGCCACAAAGAUGUACAGUUCGAGGAAGAAACUCUUUGGGCAGGCCCUGCGUCUCCUGGCAGUCGGGAGCUUGAUGCUGCUCGCUACGGUGGUCCUGAAAUACACCUCUUGGGAGUGCGAAUUCAACGACCUGGGCGAGGACACCAAAGACCCCCGGACGCAACGGUGCAAGGACCAACUCUACCAGUCUCUGAGGCUCUCCCCCAAGAACGAGGCCAACUGCUCUCUGAUCACCAGAGGAGAUGCCAGCACUGUGCAAGAGACGCUGCUGCGGAGACUGCAACAGAAAAACCAGAGGGUCUCGCUAAACGAGAAGGAUUACUUGGACCUGACCCAGAACUGCGGGCUCUUCAAAGAAAGCAGGAGGUUCGUCCAGUUCCCGCUGAGCAAAGAGGAAGAGGACUUCCCCGUCGCUUAUUCCAUGGUGAUCCAUGAGAAGAUUGAGAUGUUUGAAAGACUGCUACGGUCCAUCUACGCCCCUCAGAACAUCUACUGCGUCCACGUGGACAGGAAGGCCCCCGACGCUUUCAAAGAGGCCGUCCGCGCGAUCGCCUCUUGUUUUGAGAACGUCUUCGUCGCAUCUCGGCUGGAAGAGGUGGUCUAUGCCUCGUGGUCCAGGGUCCAAGCCGACCUGAACUGCAUGGGGGAUCUCCUGGCGAGCAAAGUCCGGUGGAGGUACCUGCUGAACACCUGCGGGACCGAUUUCCCCAUCAAGACCAACGCGGAGAUCGUCCGCGCCUUGAAAGCGCUGAACCUGCAGAACAAUAUGGAAUCGGAGAGACCUUCGUCUGGGAAAAUGCUGCGCUGGAAAUAUCGCCAUGAGGUGACGGAUUCUGUGUCGCGGACCGAUACCGAGAAGAGCCCCCCACCACACUCAAUCCAGAUGUUCACCGGCAGUGCGUACAUCGUGGUCACGAGGGAGUUCGUUCAACACAUCCUUGAAGACCCGAUAGCAAAAGAAUUCCUGGAGUGGAGCAAGGACACUUACAGUCCAGACGAGCAUCUUUGGGCCACUCUGCACCGGAUGCCUGGAAUUCCCGGAUCCGUGCCUGCCAACGAUAAAUAUGACCUCACGGACAUGAACGCCAUCGCGAGGGUGGUGAAGUGGUCGUAUUUAGAGGGGGACAUGGCCAAAGGGGCCCCAUACCCUCCAUGCACAGGUGUUUCCCGGAGGGCGGUGUGCGUCUACGGAGUGGGCGACCUGCAAUGGAUGCUAGCUCAACACCAUCUCCUAGCCAACAAAUUUGACCCCACAGUGGACGAAUACGCCCUACAGUGUCUGGAAGAGUAUCUUAGGUACAAGGCGAUAUACGGGAAGGUGCUCUGACGAGGCCGUUCAUCCAUAAGGGGACUAGCUAGGGAGAACCUGGGACAUUUCCUACGCAUCACAACCUGGGACAUUUCCCGCCACACAACAACAGCGGCCACUUCUGAUCGUGGCUGUGAUUGUGUGACUUUAACGGGUCAAAGGGCGAUGCAAAAGAAAAGGUAAAAAGUUGGCGGCGGGGCGGGGUGGGGAGGACAGGAGGAGACAUUCCAGAACGCGCCGUUUCAUAAGCAUUGGCGGCGAAGGCUAGAGUUAAAACUCAGUCUGUUUUAAGCCAGUUCUUUGCCUGCGUGGAGCCUCCUGACCGUUUCAGCCCAGCUGCUUUGGUGCCUUCGUGACAAAGGUUUGCAAAGAAACGUGCUUGGCCCCUCUGCCUUUCUCCUUGUCUGCUCAAAGCUCAGAGAUGGGGAAAGAUCCAUCCCAAGAUGGGCAGCCGGGAUUCAGCAACAUCUAUGGUACGUUCCCCAUCCCAAACCGUUCAAGCCGCACGAGGUUUAGCUGGUGGGAAUGCAGUAGCUAGCCGCGAAGUAAAUAACAGGCUGUGAUGAGUAGAAGAAG
Molecule: messenger RNA, 1997 nt
Organism: Sphaerodactylus townsendi
Lineage: Eukaryota; Metazoa; Chordata; Lepidosauria; Squamata; Sphaerodactylidae
Gene: GCNT3
Product: glucosaminyl (N-acetyl) transferase 3, mucin type
Exons: 1
Coding region: 123-1439 (438 amino acids)
Cellular component (GO): membrane
Molecular function (GO): acetylglucosaminyltransferase activity
Source: RefSeq, a predicted model, not a curated record